UUCAAGGCCCUCCGAUGAAAGUUGAAACGCGGGUUUAGCACGUAGAUUCAUUGACGUUGUAAAAAUGUUGUUGUUGUUGUUAUCAUUAUCACAAAGUUGUUCCAGUUGUAUAUGAUGUUCCGAAACUGUUUACGAUGCGUUGUGUAUUUCGACUGCUGUCGUACUUUAUUUGUCAUUAAAACGCUGACGGGAGGGAAGUUUGCUGACAUUUUAGCUUAGCAAGCUAGCCUUUAUUUAACUCUCUUCCUGAAGUAGUUGAGCAUUUGCAUUUUAAUCAAAUCUGUAUUACGAAAGAGUUCAUUUACUUAGCAUUUUCUCAUAAAAACCCAGAUCUGGCCAGAAACAGGAGGAGAAGGAGAUCGGACUAAAGAAGAAGAGAUCGGAAACCCUGGCCAGGAUUGAAAACACCCGAGAAGUUGAAGAUGAUCUGACUCUGGCAUGACUUGUCUCAGUUAGCCAGAAAACAAUUCAGCCAACCUCAAGAUCACCAUUAAGUUGAAAAGGAGUUCACCCGCAGCCAUGAUGAAGAGGAGUCUGGAUGCACCAGAUGAGGCACCAAAGUGGAAGAAGGCCAAACGGGAGGAGGCCAGCUCUGACGAAGAUGAAGAAUCAUCGCAGAGAACCACAAGCCACGAUUCCAGUCAGAGCGAGAGUCUCAGUGAUACUGAAGAUCAAAGACCAAGUUUCUCCAAACCAUCAGCAUCCCAAAAUGCCUCAAGCAGUGAAGCUUCACAGAGCUCCAACAACUUCUCUAUGUACAACAGUGUCUCUCAGAAGCUCAUGGCCAAAAUGGGUUUUAAAGAAGGUGAAGGAUUGGGAAAGUUCGGUCAGGGCCGGAAAGAGAUCGUGGAGACGUCUACGCAACGCGGGAGGAGAGGUCUCGGCCUGACGCUCCAGGGCUUUGAGGGAGAUCUCAACGUCGAAUGGAAGGAUGAAGCCGAGCCUACUGCUUUUGAAGAAGUGUCCUGGUUCCCAGAAUGUACUACAGAAAUGCCAGACUCAGAAGAGCUGAGGGACUGGAUGACUAUAGGCGAGAGGAAACUGAAGAUUGACGACGAGACCGAGUUCUGUUCAGAGGAGCUACUACACCUGCUGCUACGCUGCAAGAGUGUGUUCGAUGCCCUGGAGGGUGAAGAAAUGAGGCGAGCUCGUACGCGGUCCAACCCGUACGAAACGAUACGAGGAGUUUUCUUCCUCAACAGAGCUGCGAUGAAGAUGGCAAACAUGGACCAUGUCUUUGACUACAUGUUUACCAAUCCGAAGGACUCCCAAGGGAAGCCCGUAUUCCGUGAUAGGGAGGGCGAGCUGCUUUAUUUUGGGGAUGUGUGCGCCGGGCCUGGAGGAUUCUCAGAGUACGUCCUGUGGCGGAAACGUUGGCACGCGAAAGGCUUCGGCAUGACUCUGAAAGGAUCCAAUGAUUUUAAACUGGAGGACUUCUACUCCGCCCCCAGUGAACUCUUCGAACCUUACUACGGUGAAGGUGGGAUUGACGGUGAUGGUGACAUCACACGUCCUGAGAACAUUAGUGCGUUUCGCAACUUCGUCCUGGAGAGCACAGAAAAGCGAGGCCUUCACUUCCUCAUGGCUGAUGGCGGUUUCUCAGUGGAGGGGCAGGAGAACCUGCAGGAGAUCCUGAGCAAGCAGCUUCUGCUCUGCCAGUUACUCACAGCCUUAUCCGUCGUCCGAACAGGAGGCCACUUUGUGUGUAAGACGUUUGACCUGUUCACGCCCUUCAGCGUGGGUCUGAUCUAUCUGCUGUAUCUCUGCUUCGAGAGAGUGUCGCUCUUCAAACCGGUCACCAGCAGACCCGCCAACUCCGAGAGGUACGUGGUGUGUAAGAGUCUGAAGCCAGGCUCUGAUGCAGUCAGGGAUUACCUGUUCAAGGUGAACCUGAAGCUGAAUCACCUCAGGCAAUCGGACAGGGACGUCACAGAUGUGGUGCCUCUGGAGAUCAUCAAAGGAGACACAGAUUUCUACCAGCACAUGGUGGACUCCAAUGAGCGUCAUUGUUCUGUGCAGAUCAAAGCUCUUGCUAAAAUCCAUGCCUAUGUCAGAGACUCGACGCUGUCCGAGCCAAGGCAGGCUGAUAUCCGCAAGGAGUGUCUCAGAUUAUGGGGGAUUCCCGAUCAAGUCAGAGUAGCACCUUCUUCCUUAGACCCCAAAUCCAAGUUCUACGAUCUCGUAAAUGGAUCGGAUGUCGACAGCUUUAACUCACGGCCCACGGCCCUCAACCUCAAAACUCUGGAGAAACUGCAGCAUGUGUUGGACCACCGGUGUAUCGUUGGCGGCGGAGAACAGAUUUUUCUCCUGGGGCUCGGGAAAUCUCAGAUCUACACAUGGGAUGGCAAAUCCCCCGUGCGCUGGAGGAAGCUGGAGGGCUGGAAACUGGAGUUGCCCAGAGACACUCUGCUGAGUGUGGAGAUUGUGCAGGAGCUGAAGGGAGAGGGUAAAGCCCAGCGUAGGAUCAACGCCGUUCAUGUCCUGGAUGCUCUGGUUCUCAACGGCACUGACGUGAGAGAGCAGCACUUCAACCAGAGGAUUCAGAUGGCUGAGAAGUUUGUGAAAGCUGUGUCGAAACCCAGUCGGCCCGACAUGAACCCUAUACGCGUAAAGGAGGUGUAUCGGUUGGAGGAGAUGGACAAGAUCUUCGUAAGAUUGGAGAUGAAGGUGACGAAGAGCUCAGGUGGAAUGCCGCGGCUGUCCUACACGGGCCGAGACGAUCGGCACUUCCUGCCCAGCGGCCUUUACAUCAUCAAAACGGUCAGAGACCCGUGGACGAUGGCGUUCAGUAAGAGCUCGAAGAUGAAAUUCUUUUACAACAGACAGACGAAACAGUCCACCUACGUCAUGGAUCCGAGCGCUAUAGCGCCUUUCCAGGUGUGUCAUCAGGAACGAUUGUUUUGGGCCUGGGAGGAAGGGGUCAGAGUUCACGACUCCCAGAGCCGUGUCGAUCCUCAGAAACUCUCCAAGGACAACGUGCUGUCCUUUAUCCGGAAACACUGUCAUCAGUGGGAGAGCCGUGACGGCGUGUGAAGCCUCUCCUCACCAGCACGGGGUGCUGUAGUCCUGCAGAAGAGGAAUCGUAGCACGUAGUCUCACGUGAUUUUCAGCUUGGUUUAUUUUACAGCCAGCGAGCAUUAUAUCUGUGAGGUAUUUACACGGAAUAUCGACGGUCGCAUUGCUUAGGCUUCGUAAAUCCGAUACACUAAUACGCUGCUCAUUUCCCAGUAAUACAGCGCAUGAUGAUGAUGAUAGACUCGGCAUUUCCUCUUCUGUGUGCUCGUGAGGCAGGGCGUGUUGCCUUCCCAUCUUUUUGAGGUUUCUUUUUUUUUUUUUUUUGGUUUUCUUUGCUUGUACAUGUUGUUUGAAUGAAGCAGGCGUGUUUAAUUUUUUAUGGGCUUCAUUUGAACUUGUGAGUAACCUUGAUAAUAAUGUAAAAAAAAAAAACAACAAAAAAACUUGACUCCUGGAGUAUUUUCUUCCUCUAUUAAACCUCAGCAUGGAUGUCGGUGUCCUUGACUCAGGUGGCAUUCUGGAUGAAAUCACGACGACGCCAAGAUUGCUCUCGUGCCGUUUUAGCCGUGUUUAUGUUCUCUGUUCUGUACGGGGGAAACCCCUCAAACUAAACAGGAUGACACACUGCUGGUUUUGGAUAGUUAAGGGGUUAAUAUUAGCACUUCGGUCAAAGUGUGUUGCUCCAAGUACACUCUUAAAGGGAAAAACAAAUCUACGGAGGUCCCCCCAGCCCCCUAUUCUUCCCUUUAGAGAACCCUUUAAAAGGUUCACUGUAGAACCCUACAACAAGCAGGCGAGAAAAGCUUAAAUGCGCAAUAAAUAAAUAAAUAAAUCGGCAGUGUGUCGUCAUGUUUAGCUUACUUUAAAUUCCUGAGAACAGGAACACGACUAAACUGACUGGAACUAAGAGUAAGAGUGUCUCUUGGAGCUACACGGUGUGACCUGAGUGCUAAUAGUAACCUACAGCGGCGGGUGAUGAAUAAAAAAUGUCGUUUCUUUGGACAGCUGGAGACUCAGUAAGGAGAAGAGAGUUGACAUCCAGUUUAAUGAGUCGUACACAUUCUGUAUUUUAGAGAUUACAGCAUAUGAGCUGAUAUCGGCUCCGGUUAUAAAUCAUUCCGUCCGGGAUUUUACGCUUUUCCGCAGAAAUUAACGCGCAAUCAAGGAAACUCUUGCAGUAUUCGGAGCUUGCGAUUUAUUUUUUUUGUUUUGUUUUGUUUUGUUUUAAAAAGACUGCGGAUUGUUCACAGUUUUGGGCCAAAACGCGUCGUCACGGCGCACGUUCAGUCAAAGCCGUGUUCGAUUCACGUGCGUCGAACACGAGUACAGCUGAAAGGUCUCAUUUACCAACAAACAUCACUGCGAAAGAGCACGCAACAGAAUUUCGCGCGACUGCGAUUUCGCCGAUUCAAAUACUUUUCAGAAAAAUAAAAUAAAAAAUUGAAAAAAGCCGCAGCAAAAUCGAGCAUUUUUGAUCGCAAAAAAAAAAAAACUCUCCACGAAAUCCUGUACGGGCUGAUGUACUGUUAAAAGGAACCGAUUACAAAAGGAAAUUGAUGUCCUUUUCCCCUUGUACCCAAAUGUAGUCCACCAGCCAAGCCAUGUUUGAUGUUUGCUUCUUUAGUUUUGCACUGGAAGCGUUAUAUUAUCAUCAUCACCAGUUUCCUAGUCUGUAUAACAAUGUAGAAAUAUAAAGUUCACCUAAAAGCCACGCCUCCUACUCGAACCUGAUGCUUUAGCCGAGUGAUGCGAAAUGAUGUGCUGGGGAGGGAAGUGAGUCUAGGUUGAUGUUCUCAUCAGGAUUGAACUUAUUCCGUUGACCUAAGUACGGUAUAUGUAACAUUAUACGUUACAACUUCUAUCCAUUUAUAGUGAUGUCAUUUGUUAAUUUAAAAUAAAUAAAUAAAUAAAGAUCUUGGCAAAUUGCUGUGGUAUAAAAUGAACACGAACACAACACUUCGGGAUGUGCUUGUUCUAGGAAAAUGAUCAGCUUUGGUGUAGUAACCGUGGUGUAACUCUGCUUUGGCGUUGUCUCAGGCCACAUCUCAUCACCCCAUCGUUGAUUAUUUUCCUACAAAAGCAUGCCGUGUUGUGUUUAGCCUUCAUUUGUCACAUAUAUAUAUUACAGCACAGUGAAAUAGUUUCUUCACGUGUCUCAGCUUGUAAAGAAGUUGGGGUCAGAGUGCGGGGUCAGCCAUGAUAUAGCAGAUAGGCUGAAGGGCCUCGCUCAAGGGCCCAACACUGGUACCGUGGUGGUGCUGGGGCUUGAAUCCUCGACCUUCUGCACAAUAACCCAAUUCCAGAGGAACUAGGAAUGCAGUUUGUAUGCUCCUAAAUUGGAGGCUAUAAGUUUACAUUACUUGUUAGCAAGAAUUGGUUUUGUAGGAACAAAUAAAGAUGUAAACUUCAGAAACCAAACAUGCCUUUGGUGAGGGGGAAACAGGGCUAUUAUUCUUUUGCCGUACGUUUUUUUUAUUUAUUUUAAGCGUAAUACCAUUUGAGCAGAGUGACCUUGGUCACAAAAAGCAUGUAGAGUGCCAAAAUUAUCAUCAUCAUUAUUAUUAUUAUUAUUAUUAUAUAUAUAUUUAUUUACAAAUCCAUGUGAUGUGUAUGUUCUUUGUAAGCGUCACUGUAUCUCUGCUCCCAAAAGCUGUUUGUGUUUGGUGGACCUCUAGUGUACCUGAGAUUCAGCAUGAGCUCUUGUACACCGCGCUGUUCUCCAUGCUGGCUGCAUUGGCAUUGACAUGUCAAGGACAAAGAGGACACUGGCAGACUUUUGUAUUCAGGUGUAACGAGUCUUCCAAUUCCUUUCUUCGCUCCUCUCAUCCUUCACCUUAGUUGUGUGACGGGGAAGCGAAAGAGUCUCGUCUCGAAGGCGAUUAAAGCCGCCUGGAGGACGGGCUCGCUAAGCCUUAUAGUGGGAUUAUCACCUCACGGCCCUAAAGACGCUGAACCGUGUACAAAAGGGAUCUAGCAAGUGUAAUUGCAUGUCUUACACCUUUUUUUUCCCCUGUCCAUGUCCUCACUGCUUCCUCUGAGAGUUUCAAUUUCUGCCUGUUUUUAGAAGGCAAAUUGAGUGCAUUGGUGGAACUAGUGACUAGUCUGUGAAAAUGAGGAUGCCCUAGCAGGAGAGCAGGAUGAACAUUGUGCACGAUGGAAACGUGAUGGCAGUAAAACAGAAUCGUGUAGAUUAUGGGACAUGUAGAUAUAUAUUUUUUCAAAUAAAACCCGUCUCCCCAAAUAUAAAGCUUCAUUAAGUUAUAUAGUAAGAUAAUAAAGAAAUAAAUCCGUGUGUGGUAGUUCUGAAUAGCACCCAAAACAACAAGAAGCAUUUUCACUAGCAUAUAUAUAUAUAUAUAUAUGGCUUACGUAUUGAAAAUAUCCUGCUACUUAGUUAGGCUAACAUUAUCUUUAAAGCCUAGCUUUAACUCCAGUUUACACUUGUUGCACUUACACUGCUUCACUAAAAUAAUCGAAGAUCUGCUUUGGCCAAAUUUAGGAUGACAAAAUAAUGGAUAUAAUGGGAAAAAUUUCCAGAUGAGCUUACGUUUGAUGCUUUAAAAAAAAAAAAAAAAAAGUAUGGAUUUAGGAGCUAUAUAGUAAGGGUGUCGAGAUGUAAUUUUGUCAUCAUCAAGGACAACAAACGUCACUUGUAAAUCCAGCUUGCCUAAUUUGGGCCAGCAUCAAGCAUUCUGUUGGCAGGGUGGUCCUCCUUUGCCAAUUUUGGGCCAGAGUUGUAUAAAGAGGCCCAUCAUCCAUCCAUCCAUCUUCUAUACCGCUUAUCCUUUUCAGGGUCACAGGGAACCUGGAGCCUAUCCAGGUUCCCUCUGCACCUUGUGCCCGAUGCUCCCUGGGACCGGGUGCCAAUCCAUCGCAGGGCACAAUCACACACUCAUGCACCCAUUCAUACACUACGGACACUUUAGACAUGCCAAUCAGCGUACCAUGCAUGUCUUUGGACUGGGGGAGGAAACCGGAGUACCUGGAGGAAACCCCCGCAGCACGGGGAGAACACGCAAACUCCACACACACAGGGCCACGGUGGGAAUCGAACCCCCAAUCCUGGAGGUGUGAGGUGAACAUGCUAACCACUAAGCCACCGUGCGCCCCGAGGCCCAUCAUAGCCACACAAAUUACAUUAUAUUUAUGCCAUUUGGAAGAAUCACUUAUCCAGAGUGACUUACAUUUAUCUCAUUUAUACACUGAGGCUCAAGGGCCCAGCGGUGGUAGCUUGGCAGUGCUGGGGCUUGAACUCCUGACCUUCUGAUCAGUAACCCAGAGCCUUUAACCUGUGUGUCACCACUGCCCCGAAUUAGACAAUUGGGCUAAGGUCAGUUUGCCACCUUGGGCCCGUAUACAUCCAUAAUAGUAUACUGGGUUGAAGUAUUUUAUUGUAAAAGUACAGAAAUGAUUGACAGUCUACCUGUAGAACUCUCAUAGGCAUCGCGCAACACCUGGCUAAUUCCAUAAAGCAUGUUAAGGGCAGGAUAAUGCCGUGGAGGCACUGAGUGACCGAGUCAGAACCUGGAUGUGAACCUAACUGAGCCUCUCUUGGGAGAAAAUGAAGAUGUCACUACCGCAACUGAGCUUGAGAUGUUCUGCAGAGAGGAACAGGAGAAGAUCCCCAAAUCCAGAGUUGCAGGGAGCUGAGUAGUUACAUGAAGACAAAUAAUUAAGCAUUUAGGACUAAGAGCUGUCUGAGAUGGAAUGGAAUGUCGUGGACCUGUAUACUGAGGGCCUCAGCUGUGUUCCAGACACACAUGCUGAACGAGCUAAGCGUGAGAAAAGAAACCGCAGAUCUAUUUCACCGACCCUAAGCAGCUGCUGAACAUCAUGGCAGAUGUGGACGCAGACAUCAAUCGGCUGUCUGAUGACCUCAGUCAGGUGGAACAUUGUCUGGAGUGCCACAAAAAAAACAUGAGCAACUUGCAGCAGGACAUGGAGAAGGACACUGCUCAGAGUAAUGAGGAGACGGACUACCUCACGAGAUGCAUGAAUAAAAAAAGAGCAAAAGCAGCGAAAAUAGAGCAGCGCAUCAAAGAAUUCAAAAUGAGUGAAGACGGUCCUGAACAAAAGAGAGGAAAGAAGGUCAUGUGGAGGUCAUUUGUCAAGAAGAAAGUCUCCAAAGCAGAUGCAAUUGAAGCCGUCCUCGCCGUGGAACAGAGAGAACUGGAGAGGUUCCGCUUCGACAAAGAGUAACACAGUACUAUAAGGUCCAGAAAUAAGCUUUUAAUAGUUUGAUAUUUUAUUAAUGCCAACAUCUUUAGCAAAUCAGGAAAUAAUGAAGCUGCCACAGCUCUAGACUAAAUCCAGCACAGGAUAUGUGUGUGUGUCUGAUUUCUGUUGAGUGAUGUGAUGUCACCUUCGGUUCUUUCACAGCUAGAAUAUGUCCUUUUUCGGAACAAGAAAAAAAGUUUAGUUCAGUUUCUUUAGUUCACUGAUGAAAUAUUAAAAUGAAGAUGAGUCGACCCUGUUGAUUUAGAAUCCCACUAUAGCGUGUUAUUCAGAAGAAUGACCCAGUGUUGCGGUUCUCUUUUGAGUCUGGGUCCACUCCAGGAGUUUUUCCUUUCCACAGUCAACUUUGGCUCGUUCAUUUCUCUAACGCUACAUUAUUUCCUGAUUUAUUUACUUUUGGGUUUAUUACAAAGUAUUAAUGCUAUUAUUUUGGACCUUAUUGUGAAGUGUUAAUAUAAAGAUAAAUAAUAAAGAGUUUCCACACCGCACCAGCUUUAGUCAUGGCUCUGUACUGAUAAGAAGGGAGAAUAUAUUUUAAAUAUGCAGAGUAUUGCCUCACUGAUGUGCUUUAUUUGCAGAUGUGGUAAGACGCUGAUGGCAAAGAAAAACUGAAUACUGUCUUUCACAUCCUAACUCUGUGCUAGGUAAAAAUGUUUGAAAUAUGUAACUAGAUUUCGAUAUUACACUGAGGCAUUUCGCACAGCUACAUGUGAUUACAUUGUUUACCACAAGAUGGCAGACAAGCACAAUAAAACUGUACAAAU
Messenger RNA from Ictalurus furcatus (blue catfish), 9014 nucleotides. It is a transcript of the gene cmtr1, whose product is annotated as cap methyltransferase 1. Lineage: Eukaryota; Metazoa; Chordata; Actinopteri; Siluriformes; Ictaluridae. Gene Ontology annotation, cellular component: cytoplasm; nucleus. The transcript is spliced from 29 exons. The record is from RefSeq and is a predicted model, not a curated record. Gene Ontology annotation, biological process: 7-methylguanosine mRNA capping. Gene Ontology annotation, molecular function: nucleic acid binding; methyltransferase cap1 activity. Bases 520 to 3033 code for a protein of 837 amino acids.